Molecule: messenger RNA, 1185 nt
Organism: Cololabis saira (Pacific saury)
Lineage: Eukaryota; Metazoa; Chordata; Actinopteri; Beloniformes; Belonidae
Product: zinc finger protein 239-like
Exons: 2
Coding region: 1-975 (324 amino acids)
Biological process (GO): regulation of transcription by RNA polymerase II
Cellular component (GO): nucleus
Molecular function (GO): DNA-binding transcription factor activity, RNA polymerase II-specific; RNA polymerase II cis-regulatory region sequence-specific DNA binding
Source: RefSeq, a predicted model, not a curated record
AUGCAAACAUUUUUGGAGCGGUGCGCGGAGCAGAGCGUGGAGCGGAGCGGGGUGCAGUGUUACUGGAGCGCUGAGCGGUUAUGGGUGGAGCGGCGUUUUGCGACUUUGAGGGAGGAGCAGAGCGGUGACAACCUUUCCAAAGAGAGAAAAAAUAGGAGGGAUAAAGUCCUCACCACUUCACCAGGUCUGAAGGUCCGAAAGAGGAUUCAUACUGAAGAGAAGCCGUACACCUGUGAUCAGUGUGGGCGAGCAUUUACCCGACAAGAUCAUCUAAGGACUCAUCAGCGUAUUCACACUGGAGAAAAGCCGUACAAAUGUGAUCAGUGUGGGGCAGCUUUUACCACGUCAAGUAUUCUAAGGAGUCAUCAGCGUAUCCACACUGGAGAGAAGCCUUACAGAUGUGAUCAGUGUGGGGCAGCUUUUACCGAACAAGGUAGUCUAAGGCGUCAUCAGCGUAUUCACACUGGUGAUAAGCCUUACAGAUGCGAUCAGUGUGGGGCAGCUUUUACCCGACAAGGUAGUCUAAGGCGUCAUCAGCGUAUUCACACUGGUGAUAAGCCUUACAGAUGCGAUCAGUGUGGGGCAGCUUUUACCGAACAAGGUCAGCUAAGGCGUCAUCAGCGUAUUCACACUGGGGAUAAGCCUUACAGAUGUGAUCAGUGUGGGGCAGCUUUUACUCAACAAGCUGGUCUAAGGAGUCAUCAGCGUAUUCACACUGGUGAUAAGCCUUACAGAUGUGAUCAGUGUGGGGCAGCUUUUACCGAACAAGGUAGUCUAAGGCGUCAUCAGCGUAUUCACACUGGAUUUAAGCCUUACAGAUGUGAUCAGUGUGAGGCAGCUUUUACUCAACAAGGUAAUCUAAGGAGUCAUCAGCGUAUUCACACUGGGGAUAAGCCUUACAGAUGUGAUCAGUGUGGGGCAGCUUUUACCCAACAAGGUCAUCUAAGGAGUCAUCAGCGUAUUCACACUAGAUAAAACAUUUUCUGUGAUCAAUGUGGGGCAGCUUUUACUCAGAGAGUUCAGUUAAAGGUACCAAUUUAGACAUGUUAUGUUGUUCUGAGAGAGAAAAAAGAAAUCUGGAGUUUUGUUUUCAGUUUCAACUGAAAAAUGUGUUUAUCUUAAACUUGAUUUUUCCCCAGUUUAUGUUCCAUUGUUACAUCAUUUAAAUAAAAAAAGUUAUUUGUU